This is a messenger RNA of Strongylus vulgaris, 432 nucleotides long. The record is from the annotation of a GenBank genome assembly. NCBI's taxonomy places the organism in Eukaryota, Metazoa, Nematoda, Chromadorea, Rhabditida, Strongylidae.
CCUUAAGAUGUCCAUGAAAUUUAACACUAUUUUCAGAUUCAUACCACUACUCCACCUACACUGCCACCAACAACAACAACUCGAAUUCAUGUUACUACAAACAGGAUACAUGUACCCGAUCCUACUACAGAUCGCUCUCGAAUCGAAGUGCAUCGUCCACCGCUGACCACCACACCUCGUGCAGACAAAUCCAUCAUCUAUGAAAUCUCAUCCUAUGGUCCUACACGGGUUAUCCACACAAAUCGUCCACCACACACGAAGCCUCCAACCACAACUACGCCGCCGCCAGUUGAAAAGGAGGAUGUAACCAUUGUCACUGCCCUGAUGGAUAUUGGACGAGGUGAUUGGGAUAGAUAUCGUCGACCACUGGAACAAUAUCACCUGUUCAUGGAAAACUUACUUUCUCUACAAAAUAACAUGGUUAGGAGCUAG